Messenger RNA from Necator americanus (New World hookworm), 1959 nucleotides. RefSeq lists its product as uncharacterized. The record is from RefSeq and is a predicted model, not a curated record. The transcript has 17 exons. Gene Ontology annotation, molecular function: protein-membrane adaptor activity; acetylcholine receptor binding. Bases 1 to 1959 code for a protein of 652 amino acids. Gene Ontology annotation, biological process: synaptic transmission, cholinergic; positive regulation of neuromuscular synaptic transmission. Gene Ontology annotation, cellular component: neuromuscular junction; plasma membrane. Lineage: Eukaryota; Metazoa; Nematoda; Chromadorea; Rhabditida; Ancylostomatidae.
AUGACUAUUAGAAGCUUCGAAAAAGGCUCAACCAAAAACUUUGAGUGGCAGAGCUCAUCCGCUAAUUGUCUUCGAUUUUUGCUCGUUCUCUACGAUAAGUCCUCUUUCCUCGGAACGGUACUUCGGACUGUAAUGAAAACUCGAGAAAAUGAGCUGAUCGAGCUGACCGUUCGUUCGGUGCCCACUGUGUUCCUCUCCAACUGCGCCCACACCUACCACAGAUCACAGCUAGAUAAGUCAAUGGGUGAAUUUGGGAGGCGGACCAUACCAUACUGCAGACCGAUAUCCAUGGGACAGAGAGCCGCCAAGCACAACAUGCAGGCGGGCGUUCGACUAUAUCACCAACGACACCAUGCGCAGGCGAUUCACAAAUGGAGGCAAGCCCUGCAUCGGUUGACAAACGCCGAAGACCGCUUCAUCACGCUCGGUUACCUUGCGCAGGCGUUUUGCGACAGUGGCGAGUUCGAGGCGAUGCUUCACUACGCAUUGCAGCAGAUGGAACUCGCCAACGAGCGUCACGACGAAUAUAUGAAGAGUGAGGCGUUCCUGAAUUUAGCCAAGGCUUACGAGCGGCUCGCCGACUUCAGCAAGGCGUUAAGCUAUGGCAAAGCAAGUCUUCAGCAUCCGAGCAUGGAUCCGAGGACACCGGGAUAUGCUCAUUUAGCGAUCGCAUGCGCCCAUUUAGGCUUCAGUCAGUUCCAGAACUGUCUCGAAGCAUUUGAGCAGGCGAUGAACGUCGCUAAUGAGACCGGCGACAAACUGCUGGAACUGCAGAUUUGCGUUGGACUUGGCUCGUUAUUCACUUUGUUGAGGGAUCUGUCGAAAGCGUUGAUAUUUUUGCGGAAUGCCUUAGCCAUCAUCCAGUCUGUAACGGUUGACGACGUCCACGCAAAGUACAGGUGCACAAUUCUUUACCAUCUCUCAGUGGCUUUACGGAUGCGUGGAUCAUUGGUGGAGGCAAAAGAAGCUUGUGAUGAAGCGUUGCAACUCGCGUCAGAGACGGGUAAUCGGGCGCUCCAUGCUAGAUGUAUGUGCAGCUUGGCUGAUAUUUACCGUGAAUUAGGAGAAUCGGAAGCAAAAGAGACGUUAACAAAGUCUUGGGCUCGAUACGAGGAAGCGUAUCGAGUGCUUCGGGCAUCACAAGAUCGUAUGGGUGAGGUCCUGGUACUGGCCAGUAUGGCUAAAAGUGCAUCCGAAAGUCGUUCACACUACACUGGGCAAUGCGAAUGUCAGGCGAUUCAACUGAACAAGAAAUGCUUAGAUAUCGCGAGAUCACUGGGAUGCAAGCAUGUAAUGUUUAAAUGCCAUUCUCGCCUUGCCGAACUCUACUCACAACUGAACGAUGAGGACAGCGAGGAAGUCGCGCGGAGGGCGGCCAGUCAGCUCACACAGGAAAUGGAGCUUUUCUGUAAUUUUUGCGGGCAAAGGUACGGAAUCAAGGACGAGAGCUUACAAGCCUUGAGGUGUUCACAUGUCUUUCAUGAAAGAUGCCUUCACACAUUCCUCCUGGAGCGCGAAGAUCAAACAUGUCCAAAGUGUCGUUGUAGAGCAAUUGUAUCCGAUAACAUCUCCAUGAGGACGCCAAGCAUUUGCUCAACUGUGGACGCACAGUCACCAAGCACUUCGCAAAUGCCAGUACCUUCUGGUGCGGUGAAAACUCCACUUGUAGCAGCAGCAGCUGAACUUGGCGACACACGACCUCAAUCGACUCUCACGAGGGCUACGGCAAGGCAAGCUGAGCGAGACAUAGAUCGUCUUGAUCGCACUCUAAAUCGUAUGGAGAACCGGAACGAUACGAGCACACUGAAGAAAACAAAACCACCUCCUCCACCUCGGAAACCGUGUUGCUCCAAGGAUGGUUUUCCGCCGUCGUCAGUGGUGUCAUUGCCGCCGCCGAUGCCGCUUCCGGAGACAGGACCGCUUGUCUUCUCACGAGCGCCAACCAUCACUGACGUCUAG